CUACCGAUGAAGUCCUGGGCGUUUCUUAUCUUGCACGAUCCCUGCAUCAAUAUAAAGGUGUCGGGUAAUUACUGAAGACUCGCAGGACUCUGCCUUUGGCGCCGUCAUCGCUGGGAUGGGAAUUGGCAACGGUCCUUCUCGCCAACCGGCAACGCCUGAGGAAGCUGCCGAAGAUGCAGCAUGGCGCCAGAGCAUCAUCUUCUCGACGAGAAAGGUUUAUACAGGAGUAUCUGUUGUGUACCUGUCGUUUAUUGUCAUCACAGCAACAUGGUUCGUGUGGAGGACGAGAACGGAUUCCGCUUUGGCAAAGCGAUCAGUUUUUCUGACCAUGCUAGGAUUUUUUGGCAACCUACUCAUAUCAACCCCGUUCCUUCUCCUACAAGCAAUGGAGUUUCCUUGUUUUCUCAUCCUCUGGGGUCUAUAUCUUGGUGUGACCCUUACUGUAUUUUCCUUGUCGGCCCGUGCAUGGCGACUGCGGUACCUUUUCCGAUCCCAUCAGGCCAAGCUGGCACGGAUGAAAAGCUUGGAAGGAGGAGGCAAGCGGAAUGGCGAAGGAGCGACUACUCGGGAGAUGAGUGAUGAAGAAAAGGAUUUACUAGAACCCUGGCCAGAACAUAUCCCCGCGCGAACCCGCGCAAUGGAAUCUCAGACCCUGACUAUAAAUGCGGGAUCGACAAUGGGGGGAUCAACUCUUCUGUCGCCUGGUCCCAAUGUCAGUGGGAGAACUAUAGAUGGGAGGGCAGGCAGUUUAUGGUCAGCCAUUGCAGCUUCUAGACAUGGUACCUCGCGUGGAAUGCUGGCGGUAUCUCACCCUGGUAUACCCACUUUGCAUAUCGAUGGCGCCACCGAACGAAGAAGCGACGAUGCACUAGCAUCUGCCGCAGAGGCUGGGCACGUCUCUUCACCUACGACCCGACAAGCAUCACCUUCCUUGCCAAAGAGGUCAGCUCCGACCGCUACACAAAUGUCGCUGAUCAACAUGAACCCCAAACCAGAGGAAGAACCAACCAAGCGACUGGCCUACAUCCUCUUUGGAAUACUUUCUCUUGUCGUAGGGUACAUCUGUGUCGUCACAGCGCUAUCCACGCAAUACAAGAUUCGACCUGUGAGUUAUCAAUGUACCAUGGGGACAUGGGAGAUGAUGCCAGUACUGGUCAUCAUGGCAGGAUUCUUUAUUCUGGGAUGUCCCACUCUUUGUUGGUGGCUAUGGAGAGACAAUGAUACAUAUGGGAUUAGAAGGGACCUUAUUGCGUUUGCCAUAUCAGGGACUGCUGUUGCUGUGAUGUACGGAUUACAGCAGGCAAUGUUACCCUCUGGUCGAAACUUUGGGGAAUCACCACUACGUCUCUAUUUUGGUGCAUCAAAUUGGCCAGUGUUGGGAGUUGCAGUCGGACACAUGACAUCCAUCUUCUUGCCACUCCUCGCUUCCUACGAUAUUCACCCCUUGAGACCAUUCAGCAGGUUAUUCCGAUUGUAUCGUGCACCAUCACGCGAGUCAAAUACUGACUCGGAAGGGAGCAACGAAAAACUCGAAGCCAAAAAACAGAAAGCUGGAAAGAGGCGGACAGCUAGGAAGGGGGCUGCACCCUCGAUAACAUGGACUCUAUUUGCCAGCGUCCUGGACGAUCCAGAAUGUUUCGAGGCUUUCAAGGAUUUUGCGGCGCGGGAUUUUGCAGAUGAGAAUCCCUUGUUUUAUCAAGAAUAUCGACGGUUGAUGGAAAAGGUUCGUGUAGCUCAGGCGCCAUCUCCAGGUGCCAAUAGACUCUUGCCUGGUAUAGCGGCAGGGUCUUCUGGUGAAUCAUCAGCAAAUCUUCCCGUUCCUACAGAUGGUGCAUCAUCUUUACCGGCACCACUGGUACAUCAGUCGACCAUGAGCAGAAUGUCAAUGACAGAUAAAUAUCCCGUCUUUGAUUUCACGGUCCGACGAGAAAGAACCAUCAAAAACCGAAUCAUCACCUUCCUUGCGCACCCGUUCAGUCGUCCGUUAUCUAAUACAUCGCGAGCGGGCUCACUUUUCAAUUUUGGUUCUCGAUCCCAACCAGUUCUCGUGCCUCCACCCGUAGCAGCGUCCGCGGGCGGUCUCCUCAUUCCUCCAUCUAUGCGAGACGAAUAUCGUACGUUUUAUAAAACCUUUAUUUCCCCGGGUUCACCCUGCCAGGUAAACCUCCCAGCCCGGAUCGUUGAAGAUGUAGCCAAACAGGUUGGGGAUGACUCCAAAGUCCUACCACUCGUCAGUAUAUUCGACGAAGCCCGAAAUGAGGUAUUAGAUUCCAUGUUUGAAAUGUUUCCGAGGUUUGUAGAGGCGGAACGAGAUGGGGUGGUCAAAAAGUUUUUAAAGGUCGCGAUAAAAGAUGCGAAGCGAAAUAGCAGGAGGCCUACAAAGGAUGUUGUGAUUGUGUAGGUUCAUGUUAGGCUCCACCAUCGAUAGCUUGUAGUGAUUUUUUUUUGGCAGAGUAUGUGCAUAUCCCUAUAUUGUUUCAAGUACAAGUUUGUUAAUGUUCAGUAUCUUUAUGCAAAGUGAAUUAUUACCAUGUUCAGAUUGAAAUAAAACAUUUGUUGAGAG
Molecule: messenger RNA, 2563 nt
Organism: Spizellomyces punctatus DAOM BR117
Lineage: Eukaryota; Fungi; Chytridiomycota; Chytridiomycetes; Spizellomycetales; Spizellomycetaceae
Exons: 3
Coding region: 116-2401 (761 amino acids)
Source: RefSeq, a predicted model, not a curated record